AUGAUGAUGAAAUUGACCAAUGUCCACUGAAGCCACAGGUUUCGAUAUUUCACUUCAAUGAAGACGAAAAAAAAAUCAAAUAAAAAAUUUUGAAAUUUUUCCAGGGUGCUAAUCAUUUCAUCAAAAUGGAUUUAUUGAAAAAAAAUGUCAUUAAAUAUCCAAAAAGUUGUCAAUGAUCGUAUUGCCAUCAUCAUCGUAAUCGUUGGUAUGGAUCGAUUUAAUGGCCCAUACAAAUCCAUUAUGAAGAAAAAAAAACGAAAUAGUCGAUUUACGAAAACUAAAACGAAACGUAUCAUUUCCAUAUUCUAAUCAUCAUUUUCAUCAACAUCAUAAUCCUGAUGAUUUGUUGCCAUUUGCCGAUUUAUAAUAUUAUUGUUGUCGAUGUUGAUGAUGGUAGAUCGGCGGCAUAGUUUCACAAGUUUUGGACUUGGAUAAACGAGAGAAAUAAGAAACAAAAACUAGUUUCAUUCAAAACACAAGAUCAACGAGAAAAAGAGAAUGAAAAAUAUUUUUUUCCAUUCGAAAAUGAGAAAAUGAAUAAGGUCAACCUGUUGCUGUUGUUGUUGUUAUGUGUUGAACCACUACAUGAAGCAUUCGAAGCAACGGAUCCUGUUAUCAUCAUAUUCAUUUCAAAAACCGCUUCCAAUCAUUCAUUCAUUUAGCCGAGUAGUCAAAAUUCCAGAACAUUAUUAUUAUCAUUGUGUGUGUGUGUGUUUUGUUUUCGUAGCCAAUGUUUGUGUUUUUUCUUUCUUUCACACUAUGAUCAUGUUAUUAUCAUCAUCAUUUCAACAACACAAUGGACAACGAUUUUGUACUCAGUUUUUUGUUUUUGCUUUAGAAAACAAAAAAUAUAUUCUACAUUUAUUUGUGUUAAAUCAGAUCAUUGGUAAUUAAAUGAAAAUGUCGUAAUUUUAUUAAAAAGUUUCAUCCAAGAAAAUCCAGUGAAAUCAAAAAUGAUUCAUAAUGACUAAUUCUACAACUAUAACGUUUAUAAUAAUAAUAAUAUUAUGCAUUUGUUCCAUUCAUACGAAUGAUGAAUAUAAAUGUCCAAAAAAUCAAUUCUAUCUUUAUCCAUGUCGUUGUACAAGCAAUGGUUUUAGCGGUAUCGAUUUACAAUGUGAAAAUUCCAAUCUAGCCACUAUAUCAUUGGCACUUGAAAAUGUUAAAACACCAAUCAAUCAUUUGAUGAUCAACAAUGCCAAUAUUACACGUUUAUUUGGGCCAUUAUUCAAGGAUAAAAUCAUUCAAUCAUUAUCGAUUCGUGAUUCUAAUCUACAAACAAUUGAUUAUGAAUGUUUAAAUAUAAAUACAAAUUUUAAAUCCAUUCAAUUGGAUGGUAAUCGAUUCAUAUCGAUACCUGAAGCUAUAGGUAUCGAAUUGUCUAAUCUCACCAAAUUGACUGUGAUCAAUAAUAAAGAACGUAUCAUUAACGAAAUAAAAGCAAAUGAUUUCAAAAAGAAUGUUCAAUUAAUUGAAUUGAAUUUACGAAACAAUUCAAUUGCUAAAAUUGAUUCAUCAGCUUUCACACCGUUAACAGUUUUAGAAAAACUUGAUCUAAGUCAUAAUCGAUUGAAGAAAAUUGAACGAAAUCAAUUUCGUGCUAAUAAAAAACUUGGCUAUCUUGAUUUGUCAUAUAAUGAUUUUAAAGAAUUGGGAAAAUCCGAUUUUAAUGAUCUGGUUUCUGUGACCACAUUGAAUUUAUCCUAUAAUGAUUUACGAGAAUUUCCUCGUUCCAUUUUUGGACGUGUUUCACAGCUUAAAGUGCUUAAUUUAUCUGGCAAUAAAUUCAAACAAAUUGAUUCAUAUAUGUUACGUGGUGUACGUUUCCUAAAAGAACUUCAUGCUGGCCAUAAUCUGAUUGAAGGAUUGGCUAAAAAUUCAUUCACAUCAACCACACGUAUCAAAUUGAUUGAUUUAUCACAUAAUCUGAUGACCGAAGUGGAAACAGAAAUAUUCAAAGAUAUGCAAUGGCUUGAUCUAAUUGAUUUAAGCUAUAAUCAUAUAAACAAAAUCAAAAAAGGUUCAUUUCAACGAAUGUUUAAAAUAGCCAUAAAAUUGAACAAUAAUAAUAUAUCAACUAUUGAAUAUAAAUCAUUUCAAGAAUUGAGCAAUAUCACCGAACUCGACCUGUCAAAUAAUCAGAUUGAAACACUUCGUGCCAAUAUAUUCGAUGAAUGUGAUUGUACUAUUUUCAAAUUGAAUGACAAUCAAAUCAGAAAUCUGUCGAAUGUCGACAUAUUUGCCAAUCUGACUGGUUUACGAAUGCUGAAUCUAAGUCGAAAUUUCAUAACAGAAAUCAACCGUAAACAUUUUACAACGAAAAAAUUAUAUGAAUUAAGUACAAUUGAUCUAAGCUAUAAUAAUAUAACGGAAAUAUCUGGAAAUGUAUUCGAAAAAUUCGUCUCCAUACGACAGAUAAUAUUGACGCAUAAUUUGAUCGGUAAAAUUAGCUAUAAUGCAUUUGGAGCAUUGCCAACAUUAUUAGAAUUAGAUUUGUCACAUAACCAAAUCAGUGAAAUAUCCAACGGUGGUGUUUCGAAUCUAUUAUCAGUGAAAACAAUUUAUCUUAAUGAUAAUCGUUUGGAGCGAAUGUUUCCCGUUUCGAUGGCUGUCAAUACAUUACAUUUGGAAAAUAAUCGAAUACAAUCGAUUGGAUCAAAUAUGUUUCCAAUGAUUAACGCAGUGUUGGCCAUCCAUUUAGAUAAUAAUAACAUUAGUCAACUGGAUGAUAAUUCAUUCAGACAAUGUUUAUCAUUAAAUACAUUGACGUUGAAAGGAAAUCAAUUGACUGAGAUACCGCAACGAGCCUUGGCACCAUUGACCUCAUUACAGAAACUUGAUUUAAGUUUCAAUCAUUUAAAAAAUUUAGGUCGUAACGCCUUUGGAACAUUGAAUAUAUUAUUCGAACUUGAUUUAAGCAAUAAUAUGAUCAAGAAUAUCAGUGAAAACUCUUUUGAAGGAUUGUUGCAAUUAUUGGCAUUAAAUAUGAGCCAUAAUGAAUUGAAUCAAUUAACUCCUGAUGUUUUCAACACUUUGGUUUCACUUCGUACAUUGGAUCUAUCAUAUAAUCAGAUUAACAAUUUAGACAAUGGAACACAUAGUCUAUUUGAUCAACUAUUAUCAUUGGAACGAUUGAAUACAUCACAUAAUCAAAUUUCAAUUAUCAAAGAUCGUUCAUUUCCAUAUUCACCAUGGAUUCCAUAUAAACUUCGCCAUUUAGAUCUUUCCUACAAUACUAUACCGGUGCUUACAUCACAUUUCGAUAAUGGACUAUCAAAAUUGAAUUGGUUAUCAUUAAAGGGUAACAUUAUCAAUGAAAUUUAUCCAAAUACAUUGGGUAAUCUAACUGAGCUUGAAUAUUUGGAUCUAUCGGAAAAUGAUCUGCGAAAAAUCUCAAAAGGUGUAUUACAACCAAUCCCUCGAAAACUAAAAGAAUUGGAUCUAUCAUUCAACAAGAUUAAAUCAUUGUUUGUUGAUGAUAUUAUAUCUAUACCAUCACUAAUCAAAUUGAAUCUUAAUUCUAAUCGAUUAAGUCAUAUUGAUGAAGAAUUAAUCGAGCGGAUCAAACAAAAUUUGACAAUUUAUUUUGAUGAUAAUUAUCUUCAUUGUGAUUGCAAAAUAAUGACAUUAGUUUCAUGGAUAUUUUCCCAGCACCAUCAAUCGAAACUGGAGGGCAAACAAUCCACUGUAUAUGAACAUUGGCGAAAUUUACAAUGUCACGAACCAUUGUAUGUGAAAAAUAAAUUUAUGGUCGAUCUUCGUGCCACCAUGGUCGAUUGUGAUGAAAAUGAACGUGAUUCAUAUGGGAAAAAAUUCACAAGCACAUCAUCAAUACGUAUUCGAACAAUAGAUAAAUUUCGUAAACGACGACAAGAAUCGAUGCGUAUCGUUUGGUUCAUACAGAAUCAGGUGGAAGAUAUUGCAUCGUUUCAGAUUCUAUUACGAUCGGAAAAUAAUCCUAAUGAUUAUUUUGUCAAUGAGAAAGUCAAUUAUUUAAAACGUUCAUUCAUUGUAAAUAAUAAUAAUCUACAACCUGGAAAUCGUUAUGUUCUUUGUAUAGUGCCAAUUGAUUCUAUGGGUAUCAUGGUUCAUUCAAAUGGUGAUGAAAAUUUUGAACAAAAUUGUAUUCAUUUCUUUAAUAGUCAUGCACAUGUUAUUAUUGAUGGUGAUCAAACACAACAACAACAACAACAAUCACGACAAAAAUUAUCGAACGCACCACGAGUACAAAAAUCAAAUCAUCAUUAUCAAUCAUCAUCAGCUGCAUCAUUUUCUUCAUCAAGAAUUUUGAUUAGUCACCUUAUUUUAUUAUCCAUCACUUUAUCAUUAUAAUAUAUACUGUAUAUAUAAUUGAUAAUUGAUUGGGAAAUUUUUUUUCCAUGUAAAUAGUAUUAAUACGUAGUACAUAUUUUUCGGUUGAUUUUUUUCCAUGAAAAUAAUCCAAACAACUAAACACAAACA
Dermatophagoides farinae (American house dust mite) is the source of this 4461-nucleotide messenger RNA. Lineage: Eukaryota; Metazoa; Arthropoda; Arachnida; Sarcoptiformes; Pyroglyphidae. The record is from RefSeq and is a predicted model, not a curated record.